UUUCCCACACGUAACGCAGCCCCGCGCUUACCACAGCCCCGCCCUUACCCCAGCCAAACAGUGUCGCCGCACUUCUCGCCGCCAGCCAUGCACUCCGUCGCUCAGCACUGCUUCGUGGCGCACCGCCAGCUCACGCGCCUACUGCCUUCCUCCGCCUCAUUAUCCGCUACAGUUCGCCGCGCAACCGCACUUGCACCCGCGAGGUGUCCGCACAAUUUUCGCGAGGCGAGCGGAUUGAGCGCGCAGAGCGCGUCUGCGCUGAUUGCGCGCGGUGGCACGCGCUGCCAGAGCUCGUCCUCGGAAGCUUCCGCGAAGGAAGAGCCGAAUGUGAAGGACCUUGCGCAGAAGGCGCGGCUGGCGCUAACGGCGGAAGAGGAGGAGGAGUUUGGCACAUCCAUAUCACGCAUCGUGGACUGGUUUGGACAGCUGCAGCAGGUUGACCUCUCAGAUGUGCCGGCUGCCAUCCGCGUUGGAGGGGAGGAGCUGACGCCUGGGACCAUGAGAGAAGACGUUGCUCGGGACUUUGACAACAGGGAGGGGAUGCUGAGCCAAGUACCCAAGAUGGACGGGCCAUUCAUCAGAGUUCCCAACGUUUUGCCCAGCAGCUGAACUUCCGACUAGGGGAUUGUAGUCCCACUAGAUAGCUAGUGGUCAGGGCUGACUUUAUCAGACUAUUUACUCUGAUUAGUCUGAAAUCUCAGACCUGUUUUUUGGCCAAACCUGAAUUUCCAGAUAAGGCAUUUUCCCAA
This is a messenger RNA of Closterium sp. NIES-67, 749 nucleotides long. The record is from the annotation of a GenBank genome assembly. NCBI's taxonomy places the organism in Eukaryota, Viridiplantae, Streptophyta, Zygnematophyceae, Desmidiales, Closteriaceae.